Hylaeus volcanicus is the source of this 1578-nucleotide messenger RNA. RefSeq lists its product as uncharacterized. The record is from RefSeq and is a predicted model, not a curated record. Lineage: Eukaryota; Metazoa; Arthropoda; Insecta; Hymenoptera; Colletidae. The transcript has 2 exons. The coding region runs from base 685 to 1116 and encodes 143 amino acids.
CGGACGAGCGCUUUUUGAACGAGACCGGGCUCACAAGGAGACAUUGCCUAGUGUCCCUCGAAUUUUUUAAUCAAAUUUUUUCAUAUGUAAAGAAGAGUAUGCAGAACAAUCUCUGCAAGUGAGAAGGCGCGACUGUCUUUCAUUUUCCAGAAAUAAAUUUUUAAAAAUAGCUAAAUUUCGAUUGACGAGUGUCGACGAUACAAGAGUCGGAGGUAUGAUAGAAGCAGCGUGGCCCCAUUCGUUCGCCUACCUUCGCAGGGAUCGGACGUGUUACCUGUGCGCUCCGCUACCGAUCCGUGAAGUGCUGCUAACGAUGACAGCCUACGUGAUUUUUGUGACACGCUAGUGAAUCUUCGUCGAUUUGUAUAAAUUACAGUGCUUUAAUAAUAAUUAACCAAACACAAACUAUUGAGACGGUGUUCAAAGAAUUAGGAUUCUUUGAGGUUCAAAGAAUAGAAUCCCUUACAAGUGUAGCACAACAAGGCGUAGCUAAAAUCGUGGACAAAGUGAAAAGUGCUUACCUAGGUCAUUAUCACGACGGACAAAAACGUUAUAGAAAUAGACGACAUCAUUCUCUCGUCUCUCACGAGAGAUUAUAUCAAGGGCAAAUCAAAUGUGAAGAGGCUAAACCCCGCGCCAAGGUUGUCCACGCGCAAGGUUCCGGCGUUGCCGGAAACCGCCAAAAUGAAGGCGAAGACGAAAGAAAAAGUACCAAGCGAUGACAAGCCGUCGUACGAUGAAUUGCUAAAAAUGAUUAGCAAUUUAAAUAACACCAUCAGCGAGCCCUCCAAGCAGCUCGCUGAAGAAAGAAAAAUCAGGGAGGCGAAGGAAGCAGCCGAAUGGAGGCUACAGCAGACAAAGGCGCCCCUGGGAAAACCAGCGACGUCACCCAGCGUGCUCGAGGACGUCGCCAUGUUGGACACGACGGCUGAGGACAACAGCGACUGGAACAAAGUCGCAACAAAGAGGAAGAGCGUCCAAACCAACACCACUGGAAACAAAGGCAAAAGGAUCGCCACCCCUUCGACCAGCCAGCAGGUAGAACCCAUUGCCCAGCCGACUCUACCGAAGAAGAAGCCGAGGUUCACCGACGAGACUCAUCCCGGAAUGCGUUGAAGUGCAAGUUCUGCUCAUCAGUGUCCAACUCAGCGACCACAGGCGGAAGAAUCAAUAGAUUAACUGCACCAGACGGUGUAGCCAGCUCUGCUCAACAGAAACUCUCUCUUCGCCUUCCUGCCAACUCAAUCAUCUACUAAUCAUCUCGUUUUUGACAGGUAGCUCAUAAGUCAUAUCAAUAACACCUUGACUCUCACUGAUUGUAACGAAUUGACGAGAAUAAAGUUUUAUAUUUCAACCAAAACCGAGAGCAUUCACUUCUGCAGUCCGCGCGAACCUAACACCCGUUCGCGAAUAGAUACCUUAAUCCUAAAAUUAAAAACCUUCGGAGGCACAAGAACCGUCUGCUCACAUGCCUAAACAACCUAUCAAGAAUCCAAAACUACACCGCAGCAAACGACCCACUUAUACAAGCACUCAAAGAGGCUCUAAAAACAAUUAGAUAUGAAAUUAAAAAAGCUU